CUUUGUGUGGGGUGGAUUAGCUGAGCGACAAACUGGAGCAUCAGUCUGCUCCAAAGACGAAGACACACACACAAAAAAAAAAAAAGAAAAAGGAGGAGAAACUCCCCAUCGGUAGCCUCGGACCGCCGUGACAGAGCGGCCGCCCGCCACCUCUGCGCUGCUGCACGGACAUGCGAGAGUCAGAUAGGGCUGUUGUUUGAGUGACGCCUCGUUACCAUGACGACCCACGUGACCCUGGAGGAUGCUCUGUCCAACGUGGACCUGCUGGAGGAGCUGCCCCUGCCGGACCAGCAGCCAUGCAUCGAGCCCCCUCCCUCCUCCAUCAUGUACCAAGCCAAUUUUGACACCAACUUUGAGGACAGGAAUGCGUUCGUGACCGGCAUCGCUCGUUACAUCGAGCAAGCCACGGUCCACUCCAGCAUGAACGAGAUGCUGGAGGAAGGACACGAGUACGCCGUGAUGCUCUACACGUGGAGGAGCUGCUCCAGAGCCAUCCCCCAGGUGAAAUGCAACGAGCAGCCCAACAGAGUGGAGAUCUACGAGAAAACAGUGGAGGUGCUGGAGCCAGAAGUAACCAAGCUCAUGAAAUUCAUGUAUUUCCAGCGGAAAGCCAUCGAGCGCUUCUGCAGCGAAGUGAAGCGCCUGUGCCACGCCGAGAGACGGAAAGACUUUGUGUCGGAGGCCUACCUGCUGACGCUGGGCAAGUUCAUCAACAUGUUCGCCGUGCUGGACGAGCUCAAGAACAUGAAGUGCAGCGUCAAGAACGAUCACUCCGCCUACAAGCGGGCAGCGCAGUUCCUGAGGAAGAUGGCGGAUCCCCAGUCCAUCCAGGAGUCCCAGAACCUCUCCAUGUUUCUAGCCAACCACAACAGGAUCACUCAGUGCCUGCACCAGCAGCUGGAGGUGAUUCCCGGGUACGAGGAGCUGUUAGCAGAUAUCGUCAACAUCUGCGUCGACUACUAUGAGAACAAAAUGUACCUGACGCCCAGUGAGAAGCACAUGCUGCUGAAGGUCAUGGGCUUCGGUCUGUACCUGAUGGAUGGAAACGUGAGCAACAUCUACAAACUAGAUGCCAAGAAGAGGAUCAACCUGAGCAAGAUCGACAAGUUCUUCAAACUGCAGGUUGUCCCCUUGUUCGGAGACAUGCAGAUCGAGUUGUCGCGCUACAUCGAGACCAGCGCGCACUACGAGGAAAACAAGUCCAAGUGGACGUGCACCCAGAGCAGCAUCUCCCCCCAGUACAACCUGUGCGAGCAGAUGGUGCAGAUCCGGGACGACCACAUCCGCUUCAUCUCGGAGCUGGCGCGCUACAGCAACAGCGAGGUGGUGACGGGCUCGGGCCUGGACAGCCAGAAGUCGGACGAGGAGUACCGCGAGCUGUUCGACCUGGCGCUGCGCGGCCUGCAGCUGCUGUCCAAGUGGAGCACGCACGUCAUGGAAGUGUACUCGUGGAAGCUGGUCCACCCCACAGAUAAGUUCUGUAACAAGGACUGCCCCGGCACGGCGGAGGAGUACGAACGCGCCACGCGCUACAACUACACGAGCGAGGAGAAGUUCGCCCUGGUGGAGGUCAUCGCCAUGAUCAAGGGGCUGCAGGUUCUGAUGGGGCGGAUGGAGUCGGUGUUCAACCAGGCCAUCAGGAACACCAUCUACGCAGCUCUGCAGGACUUUGCCCAGAUGACCCUGAGGGAGCCGCUGCGCCAGGCCGUCCGCAAGAAGAAGAACGUGCUCAUCAGUGUCCUGCAGGCCAUCCGGAAGACCGUGUGUGACUGGGAGGGGGCCCGGGAGCCCCCCAACGACCCCUGCCUGCGCGGGGAGAAGGACCCCAAAGGUGGUUUUGACAUCAAGGUGCCGCGUAGAGCUGUAGGACCCUCCAGUACUCAGCUGUACAUGGUGCGCACCAUGCUGGAGUCGCUGAUCGCAGAUAAAAGCGGAUCCAAGAAGACCCUGCGCAGCAGCCUGGACGGGCCCAUCGUCCAGGCCAUCGAGGACUUCCACAAGCAGUCCUUCUUCUUCACGCACCUGCUCAACUUCAGCGAGGCGCUGCAGCAGUGCUGCGACCUCUCCCAGCUCUGGUUCCGGGAGUUCUUCCUGGAGCUCACCAUGGGCCGCAGGAUCCAGUUCCCCAUCGAGAUGUCCAUGCCUUGGAUCCUCACGGACCACAUCCUGGAGACCAAGGAGCCUUCCAUGAUGGAGUACGUGCUGUAUCCUCUGGACCUGUACAACGACAGUGCCUACUACGCCCUCACCAAGUUCAAGAAGCAGUUCCUGUACGAUGAAAUCGAGGCUGAGGUGAACCUCUGCUUUGACCAGUUCGUCUACAAGCUGGCAGACCAGAUAUUCGCCUACUACAAAGCGAUGGCUGGAAGCGUCCUCCUGGACAAGCGCUUCAGAGCAGAGUGUAAAAACUAUGGCGUCAUCAUCCCGUACCCUCCAUCGAACCGCUACGAGACGCUGCUCAAACAGAGACACGUACAGUUGCUGGGCCGCUCCAUCGACCUGAACCGCCUGAUCACGCAGAGGAUCUCGGCCGCCAUGUACAAGUCCCUGGACCACGCCAUCAGCCGCUUCGAGAGCGAGGACCUCACCUCCAUAGUGGAGCUGGAGUGGCUGCUGGAGAUCAACCGGCUGACCCACCGCCUGCUGUCCAAGCACAUGACGCUGGACAGCUUCGACGCCAUGUUCCGGGAGGCCAACCACAACGUCUCGGCGCCCUACGGCCGCAUCACGCUGCACGUCUUCUGGGAGCUCAACUUUGACUUUCUACCAAACUACUGCUACAACGGAUCCACCAAUCGCUUCGUACGCACGGCCAUCCCCUUCACUCAGGAGCCUCAAAGAGACAAGCCGGCCAACGUGCAACCUUACUACCUGUAUGGGUCAAAGCCUCUGAACAUUGCUUACUCCCACAUAUACAGCUCCUACAGGAACUUUGUGGGCCCGCCUCACUUCAAGACCAUCUGCCGCCUCCUCGGCUACCAGGGCAUCGCCGUGGUGAUGGAGGAGCUGCUUAAGAUUGUCAAGAGCCUGUUACAGGGCACCAUUCUGCAGUAUGUAAAAACUCUGAUUGAAGUCAUGCCCAAGAUCUGCCGCCUACCGCGCCACGAGUACGGCUCGCCAGGAAUCCUGGAGUUCUUUCAUCACCAGCUCAAGGACAUCAUCGAGUACGCCGAGCUGAAGACGGACGUCUUCCAGAGCUUAAGGGAGGUGGGGAACGCCAUCCUCUUCUGCCUGCUCAUCGAGCAAGCUCUGUCCCAGGAGGAAGUGUGUGACCUGCUUCACGCCGCCCCCUUCCAGAACAUCCUGCCAAGAGUCUACAUCAAAGAGGGAGAGCGUCUGGAGGUGAGGAUGAAGAGACUGGAGGCCAAGUACGCUCCUCUCCACCUCGUGCCUCUGAUCGAGAGGCUGGGGACCCCACAGCAAAUUGCCAUUGCGCGGGAGGGGGACCUGCUCACCAAAGAGCGCCUGUGCUGCGGCCUGUCCAUGUUCGAGGUGAUCCUGACACGCAUCCGCAGCUUCCUGCAGGACGGGGUGUGGCGCGGCCCUCCGCCCACCAACGGGGUAAUGCACGUGGACGAAUGUAUGGAGUUCCACCGCCUGUGGAGUGCCAUGCAGUUCGUCUACUGCAUUCCCGUGGGCACACACGAGUUCACAGCAGAGCAGUGCUUCGGGGACGGGCUGAACUGGGCCGGCUGCGCCAUCAUCGUGCUGCUCGGACAGCAGCGCCGCUUUGACCUGUUCGACUUCUGCUACCACCUGCUCAAAGUCCAACGGCAGGACGGCAAGGACGAGAUCAUCAAGAACGUGCCCCUGAAGAAGAUGGCAGACCGCAUCCGGAAGUACCAGAUCCUCAACAACGAGAUAUUCGCCAUCCUUAACAAGUACAUGAAGGCAGUGGAGACGGACAGUUCCACCGUGGAGCACGUUCGCUGCUUCCAGCCUCCUAUACACCAGUCCCUGGCGACCACCUGUUGAAACAGAGCAAAGACAAAUAGUGCACUCGCAGACACACAUUCCCCCUUAACUGAUGCUAACUUCUGCCUCACUGUGGUCUUGUAGGUUCCAGCGGACCACGCCGGCUCUAAGAACCCAGAGACGAAUCCUCUCAAAACCCUUCCUUAAUUUAAAAACGGGACCGUCUUUGGAUUCUUCGGCUGAGGCGGAGGAGUGUAUAUUCACACCUUUUCUUUCUUUUCUUUUCUUUUUUUUUUUAACUCUAUGUGGCUUUCACUCACUCAUGCAUGCCUUUUCUUUUCCCUUCAGCUGCUCACUUGUGCAUUUUGCCACUUACACACAAGCCCAAAAGAAAAAAGGAAAAAAAAAAUGUGUCCUCUAAUAUGGAGCCUUGUUUCAAAGUGUUUAAAAAAAAGAGACAGUAAUUCCUACUGGGGGGGAGGGGGGGGUCAUUUGCAAUGAAGACCUGCAAAAAAAAAAAAAGUCUAAAAAGCAAAACAAACUUGAAAUCCAAUGCUGACGAGUCUUACGUGAUGGUCUGGGAUCUUCCGGUGCUCCUGCAACUACUAACACUCCUAACACUCAGCGGUACGCCAGCGCUCCUGCUCCCAGUCCUUUUAAAGCCAAACUCAUUCAGAUCUCUUUAGUCUCGCACAGAACAUCCUGGUCCGCCCGUAUCCAACGGUACGCAGCGUUCACGUCCUCACUACUUCCUCCACGCCCGGCUUCGCGUUCCAGCGUACGGCAGCAGAAUGCAUUUUGGAUUUGCUUUUAUUUAUCUAAUGACUCCAUCUCGUUUUCCUCCCUCCGUACGACUCAUUUUCAUUUGGUGCAAGUUCCACUGUAAAAUCUCACUGUUGACCAUAGUGAAGUGUUGAGUGUGUAAGUGUUCUUGUUUUAAUUAUCCAUAUUUUACUUUACGCAUCCUCGGUAUACUUGCCUCUCUGCUACUGAAAGGAAACCUCAUUUGUUUUCGUCUCCUUUUGUCAUUUGAAAGUUUUUUUAUAUUCUGUACAUGAACGCAGUUAUAUUAUUUACAAUUUUGAAAAAAAAACAUAUUAAUUGGAAUAAAUGUGUUUUUCUUGUUAAGUAAAAUAACAGGAGAAAGAAGAUUAGGAAAGUACCUCUAGGUUGUAGAAAGACUGUGCUGUACCAGGUUGGCCUGUUUUGAGUGUGAGUGGAUGAGCACACUUACUCCUCUAAUACAAAAAACAAAUCAUUAUGAAAUCCUAAAUUGAAGGGCCAUUUCUUAAAUAUAGCCAGUAUUUACUGUGGUUGGACUUUUGGUUUAGAUUUAGCAGUGUUAUCAAAAUAUGCACAAAAAAGAAUCCUCCCCUUUUUGUUCAUAUGGAGAAAAAGGAAUGAAUCAUGAAGAAGUAACCUUACCAGAACAAGCCCUGUGAUCGCUUUCUGCUCUGUUUUAAAUGCAGAACGUUUGUUUUGUAAAUCCAGUGUCUUUUUAUCAUAUUUAUUCAACUCCAAGUUAUCGUCCAUUUAAAGGUUAAUCUCGUAAAAUCGAAGGUACCGAUGUAACAUUUCGAAACCUUAGCAUGGCAGAAGUAAUUUAUUGUCAUCAGUGGCUCCAUUUGUGACAUGAAGCUUUGUUUAUGAUAUUGUUGUACAAGUGAAAAUGUUUUGAAGUACAAAAAAAAAAAAACGGAUAAAAGAAUAUAAAAUGUACAACAAUGGUCCUGCAAAGGAUUUUAAAUUAUGUUGUAUUUCCAUGAAAUAAAAAAU
Messenger RNA from Cololabis saira (Pacific saury), 5691 nucleotides. It is a transcript of the gene cyfip2, whose product is annotated as cytoplasmic FMR1 interacting protein 2. Gene Ontology annotation, cellular component: neuron projection; synapse. The coding region runs from base 217 to 3975 and encodes 1252 amino acids. The record is from RefSeq and is a predicted model, not a curated record. Gene Ontology annotation, molecular function: small GTPase binding. NCBI's taxonomy places the organism in Eukaryota, Metazoa, Chordata, Actinopteri, Beloniformes, Belonidae. Gene Ontology annotation, biological process: regulation of actin filament polymerization; cell morphogenesis; cell projection assembly. The transcript is spliced from 30 exons.